CACACGGGGAGCAUCCCUGAACGGAGGGAGCGCUCUUUUCGGGUUGACAGUCUGGAAGAAUCACUGUCUUACAUUUUGUCACGUUUCAUAACAGACUGUGUGUGACGCCGCAGAAUGAUCCCGGGCCCUGCCGAGCCUUGUGGAUUCUGAGGCCCCGCACAGAGAUCCACCUUGCACCGGCAAAAAAAAGAGGACCCUGACUGACCGCGUCGCCUCCAGCAGCAGCAGCAGCAGCAGGCAGCCCGAGUCAGAAUGUCAAGUAGCCCUGAAGGAAGCCUCUCCAGGGGCGGCGGCUCCGACCGUGACUUGAAAAUGGCCUCUUCGAACAGCACGUCCCCUGAGGGUGGACCUCCACCACCGCUGCACCAGAACCGUAUACGGCAGUCUGACAGCAACACCAGUUUCCUGCGGGCUGCCAGAGCGGGAAACAUUGACAAAGUCCUGGACUUCCUGAAAAAUGGAGUAGACAUCAGCACCUGUAACCAGAAUGGUUUGAAUGCACUACAUCUGGCAGCGAAGGAGGGACACAAGGACUUAGUGGAGGAGCUGUUGGAGAGGGGAGCACCUGUUGACUCAGCAACCAAGAAAGGAAACACUGCCCUCCAUAUUGCCUCACUGGCUGGACAAAAAGAAGUAGUCAGACUACUGGUGAAGAGAGGAGCAGAUGUCAACUCUCAGUCACAGAAUGGCUUUACUCCACUCUACAUGGCAGCCCAAGAGAAUCACUUGGAGGUGGUGCGAUAUAUGUUGGAAAAUGAUGGGAACCAAAGCAUUGCAACAGAGGAUGGCUUCACUCCACUGGCCAUCGCUCUCCAGCAGGGCCACAACUCAGUGGUCUCCCUGCUGCUGGAGCACGACACCAAGGGUAAGGUCCGCCUCCCGGCCCUGCACAUCGCAGCCCGCAAAGACGACACAAAGUCUGCCGCACUGCUGCUCCAGAACGACCACAACGCUGAUGUCCAGUCUAAGAUGAUGGUCAAUAGAACCACAGAGAGUGGGUUUACCCCUCUGCACAUCGCAGCUCACUAUGGUAACGUGAAUGUCUCCACCCUGUUGCUGAACAGAGGAGCUGCUGUGGACUUCACAGCCAGGAAUGGGAUAACGCCUCUCCAUGUGGCGUCCAAGAGAGGCAACACCAACAUGGUGGCCCUGCUGUUGGACCGUGGGGCUCAGAUAGAUGCUAAAACCAGGGAUGGGCUGACCCCCCUGCACUGUGCAGCCAGGAGUGGACACGACCCAGCAGUGGAAAUUCUGCUGGAGAGAGGAGCUCCCAUCUUAGCCAGAACUAAGAACGGACUCUCGCCUCUGCACAUGUCUGCCCAGGGAGACCACAUAGAGUGUGUUAAACUCCUGCUGCAGCACAAGGCGCCUGUUGAUGAUGUCACACUGGACUACCUCACAGCGCUGCACGUCGCAGCUCACUGCGGCCACUACAGAGUCACCAAGCUUCUGCUGGACAAGAAGGCCAAUCCCAAUGCUAGAGCACUGAAUGGUUUCACUCCUCUCCAUAUCGCUUGUAAGAAGAACAGGGUGAAGGUGAUGGAACUGUUGGUCAAAUACGGAGCCUCCAUUCAGGCCAUCACUGAGUCUGGCCUGACUCCCAUCCAUGUAGCUGCCUUCAUGGGCCACCUCAACAUCGUUUUACUUCUGCUACAAAACGGAGCAUCUCCUGACGUCCGUAACAUUCGUGGUGAGACAGCUCUCCAUAUGGCAGCACGAGCAGGUCAAAUGGAAGUGGUUCGCUGCUUGCUGAGGAACGGAGCGUUGGUGGAUGCCAUAGCCAGGGAGGACCAAACUCCCCUCCACAUAUCAUCCCGUUUGGGGAAAACUGACAUAGUCCAGUUGCUGCUGCAGCACAUGGCACAUCCAGAUGCCGCCACCACCAACGGCUACACUCCCCUCCACAUUUCCGCCAGGGAGGGCCAGGUAGAAACUGCUGCGGUGCUGCUAGAGGCUGGAGCUUCACACUCACUGGCCACGAAGAAAGGAUUCACUCCACUACAUGUAGCAGCUAAGUAUGGAAGUCUCGAUGUAGCAAAACUUCUCCUUCAACGCAAAGCUCUUCCUGAUGAUGCUGGCAAGAAUGGCUUGACUCCGCUACAUGUGGCAGCUCAUUAUGACAACCAAGAAGUAGCUCUGCUUCUGCUGGAUAAAGGAGCAUCGCCUCAUGCUACGGCAAAGAAUGGCUACACUCCUCUCCACAUCGCAGCCAAAAAGAAUCAGACGAACAUCGCAUUAGCGCUGCUGCAGUAUGGAGCAGAGACCAAUGUCCUGACCAAGCAGGGAGUCAGCCCUCUACACCUGGCAGCCCAGGAAGGACACGCUGAGAUGGCCAGCCUGCUGCUGGUCAAAGGAGCUCACGUCAACACAGCCACCAAGACCGGACUGACACCACUGCAUCUCGCAGCCCAAGAGGACAGGGUCAGUGCAGCAGAAGUACUCACCAAACAUGAUGCCAACUUGGAUCAGCAAACUAAGCUCGGAUAUACCCCUCUAAUAGUGGCCUGUCACUAUGGAAAUGCUAAGAUGGUGAACUUCCUGUUACAGCAAGGUGCUAGCGUCAAUGCCAAAACAAAGAAUGGAUACACACCACUUCACCAGGCAGCACAACAAGGGAACACACACAUUAUUAAUGUGUUGCUACAACAUGGAGCCAAGCCCAAUGCUACUACAGUGAAUGGAAACACUGCUCUGUCCAUUGCCAGACGUCUGGGUUACAUCUCUGUCGUGGACACAUUAAAAGUCGUCACUGAGGAGGUCAUCACUACCACAACGACGGUCACAGAGAAACACAAGCUUAAUGUUCCUGAGACCAUGACUGAGAUCCUUGAUGUGUCUGAUGAAGAAGCUCUGAGGCUGGAAGACGAGCCAUUAUCUGAGAUGUCUGUGGAGCUGGAAGGUGAGGACACGAUGACAGGUGACGGAGGAGAGUAUCUGAGAGCAGAGGAUCUAAGAGAGCUGGGAGAUGACUCUCUGCCAGGACACUACCUGGACGGGUUCAGCUACAUGAGCCACAACCUGGACAGGCCACAGCACACUCCCAUUCACCAAAGUUACCAUCAGAGAGAGGGAGUUCUCAUCGAAGAUAUGCUUACAAGCCACCAGGUGUCGGCACUGUCUAGAGAGCACGACAAGGACUCAUUCCGUCUGAGCUGGGGUGCUGAGCACCUUGAUAAUGUCGUGCUGUCCUCCAGUCUGCUUCACUCUGGCCGUUCCUCUCCGUGCCUAGACCAUGACAACAGCAGCUUCCUGGUUAGCUUCAUGGUAGAUGCCAGGGGCGGGGCCAUGCGUGGCUGCCGUCACAACGGCCUGCGAAUCAUUGUGCCACCAAGAAAGUGUUCUGCACCCACGCGGGUGACGUGCAGGCUGGUGAAGAGACACCGUCUGGCCUCUAUGCCUCCUAUGGUGGAGGGUGAGGGGCUGGCUGGUCGCAUCAUUGAAGUGGGACCCACUGGAGCCCAGUUCUUGGGUAAGCUCCACCUUCCUACAGCUCCGCCCCCUCUAAAUGAGGGUGAGAGCCUGGUCAGUCGCAUCCUGCAGCUGGGUCCUCCAGGAACCAAGUUCCUCGGGCCUGUGAUUGUGGAGAUUCCCCAUUUUGCAGCCCUGCGGGGAACAGAAAGAGAGCUAGUGAUCUUGAGGAGUGAGACGGGGGAGAGCUGGAGGGAACACCACUGUGACUUCACUGAAGAGGAAUUGAACCAGAUACUGAAUGGCAUGGAUGAAAAACUUGAUUCCCCUGAGGAGCUUGAAAAGAAAAGAAUAUGCCGUAUCAUCACCCGAGACUUCCCACAAUAUUUUGCGGUGGUGUCACGGAUAAAGCAGGACAGUCAUUUGAUUGGACCAGAGGGCGGGGUCCUCAGUAGCACUCUUGUUCCCCAGGUCCAGGCUGUCUUCCCUGAAGGAGCACUCACCAAGAAGAUCAGAGUUGGGCUUCAGGCUCAGCCCAUUGAUGUUGAGGUGGUAAAAAAGAUUCUUGGUAACAAGGCCACAUUCAGCGCAAUCGUCACACUGGAGCCAAGACGGAGGAAGUUCCACAAACCAAUCACCAUGACGAUCCCUAUUCCCAAGAGCUCAAAUAGUGACGCAUCAAGUGGAGUGUACAGUGGGGAGACACCCACCUUACGUUUGCUUUGCAGCAUUACAGGUGGAACCACUCCUGCCCAGUGGGAGGACAUCACUGGCUCCACGCCUCUCACAUUUGUUAACCAAUGUGUUUCUUUCACCACAAAUGUGUCAGCGAGGUUCUGGCUGAUUGACUGCAGACAGACCCAGGAGUCUGUUAGUUUUGGCUCUCAGCUGUACAGAGAGAUCAUUUGUGUUCCAUACAUGGCCAAGUUUGUGAUUUUUGCAAAGACGCUGGACCCCAUUGAGGCCCGCUUACGCUGUUUCUGCAUGACGGACGACAAGAUGGACAAGACACUAGAGCAGCAAGAGAACUUCACUGAAGUUGCCCGUAGCCGAGAUGUUGAGGUUAAAGCAGCCACAGUUCGCAUCAGCAGCACAGCAGGGCUGCGGCUCAUCUAG
Molecule: messenger RNA, 4524 nt
Organism: Epinephelus moara (kelp grouper)
Lineage: Eukaryota; Metazoa; Chordata; Actinopteri; Perciformes; Serranidae
Product: ankyrin-2-like
Exons: 36
Coding region: 253-4524 (1423 amino acids)
Biological process (GO): protein localization to T-tubule; regulation of cardiac muscle contraction
Cellular component (GO): T-tubule
Molecular function (GO): protein binding
Source: RefSeq, a predicted model, not a curated record